This is a messenger RNA of Bombyx mori (domestic silkworm), 4966 nucleotides long. RefSeq lists its product as uncharacterized. The transcript is spliced from 10 exons. Lineage: Eukaryota; Metazoa; Arthropoda; Insecta; Lepidoptera; Bombycidae. The record is from RefSeq and is a predicted model, not a curated record. The coding region runs from base 482 to 1627 and encodes 381 amino acids.
AAGUUAUCAACUUUGUUUUAUUCACAGUGAUCUAUAAAAGAUAUAUAAUAAUAAUAUACAAAGAAACAGCUAUUUAUAUGAAUAAUAAUAAUAACCCUCAUCACGUAGACUAUACAUUAGACACUGCAUAGCCAUCAUACUUAGACUAUACAUAAAUAAUAAAAAUCUUACGUUACGGACGUUUUUUCUUGGUUAGGGUAUCCCUCCGCAUCGUCCCAUAAGGAACUUCGUUCCAAAAACCAUUAAAUUUUAAAACAAUCUCAAACAGCAUGACCGAUUGCUGUCAUGCGUGCACGCACCUUUACCGAUCAUCGUAUUUCCAGUCAGUCCAACAGCACCGUCAACGCGGACGGCCGCGAUUUCACGAACGCCGCCAACAAAUGUGUUUUUAGUGUCGCCAUUUUGUUUUAUCUGUCAAAUAUUUGAGGUUAUAUAUUCCGUGUUAGAUAUUAAAGUAUCUAAUUCCUAUAACCCUGACAAGAUGACGGUGCUUCUGCUACUUCUAUGUUUCACUUUCCUUCAGACGGCAACGGCAAAAGGCUCCGAAGCGGUAAUAGAAUGCACUCCCGAACUGAUGAAGGUCACCAUACCGAUGGACGGUGACCGUCAGGUGGCUUAUUUGGACCAAAUUAAAGAUUACAAGCCGUGCCGGCCUGAAUUCAACGGGAAGGUUGCCACGUUCAUAUUAGAUCUACAGGACCCACAUAAAUGUGGUGUCACCCGGGUGCUUAAUAAGAUAUCAGGCAGUCGAACGUUCUACCACAACAUAUUGAUUGAAGGUCUGAACGGGAACCGCGAGGCUAUCUCCGUCCGCUGCGUCUUAAGCGGGAAGCACCACAAUCUAACGAAGAGGGACUCCAGAGCAUUCCCUUUCGACUUCGACGAGCCCAACGUGCUGAACAUCACUCGUUAUGAAGAAGGGAAGGCACCAGAGCCGGUCUUGGGAGCCAUCGUCAAGCAAAACGGAAAGCAGGUAUCGGGCGAGAUCUCGGUCAGUCCAGGCACGCCGUUGUCCAUGGAGAUAUUCCUGAACAACGAGUCGGCCAGCGUCUAUGGCCUUCUGGUGAACUACAUGCACGUCACCGACACCGGGAAGCAGCAGGAAACCAUCAUUCUGAACGGAUGUUCCGUCGACCCGUAUCUGUUCGAGAACUUCGUCACCACCGACGGAGACACGCUGACGGCGAAGUUCAGAGCUUUCAAGUUCCCGGAUACCACAUACGUUCAGUUCAAGGGGACGGUGACGGUCUGCCUCAACGAGUGUCAAGGGGUGCAAUGCAGUAACGGCAUGAUUGGCUACGGCAGAAAACGCAGAUCGAUAGAAAACUCAGAAUCCAAUAAGCUGUACGAGGUAGCUCUGACUACGUUCAUUAAGGUCGAUUAUGCUAAUGGCGAAUCUAGGGAAGCUGAGGACGUAUUGAAUUUAUUGAAGAACUUGAAGAUCGCAAACCAGAGGCUGGGAGACCACGACGGUACACCGGCCACGGUCGCCGAGCAAACCCAGGACAACAAGCUAGUGCUGCACCCCCAAAUAUACGAGACGAUACGCGGCGGCAGUAGCGCUGCUAAAUAUAGCGCGCUUUUAACGCUACUCUGCUUCGUUAUAACCACAACGAUUCUAAAAUAAAUCUUUUGGUGUUUUAACUAAAAACGUUCUACAGAAAAUUAAUAAUUUAGCGUUAAAUUUAUGUGAAAUGCAAUAUAAAUUUGACAAUCAACUAAAAUUCAGUUUUCGAAAAAAACAAAAAAAAACAUACGUGUAUCACAUUAUGAGGUAAUCAUAAAUUAAUGGCUUUUGUUAGUAAAAAAAACAUUCUCAAAUAAACUUUAAGCGAAUUAAAACAUCUAUCAUCUUACUUACCAAAAUAACAUUAAAAAUAGCAUGCUAAAAAAACACAAUAGAAUUUACUUUUUUAAACGCGUGCUUUAUACAAUCUCAAAUUAUUUCUACGUGAUCAUGGUUUAACGAUUACGAAUUUAGUGUUUAAAAGAAGUGAUCUAAAAUUAGCAUAGCUUAAAUAAGUGCCUAAAAUAAUUUUAAUUAACUAUAAGUGAGUCGACUAUUAUCAAAGCCGGCAAUGUGACUUUUGGACAAUUAUUGGUAAAUCAGAAAAACGAAUUAUUGACUUUGUAUUCCAUUGGCAGUCACAAAACUCUUCUCAACGACAUCUUAGAUAAAUAGCAGGUUAACAUAUUAACCUUUAUUUAAUGCAGGUUUUGAACCGUAUUCUUUGAAGGAGACGAUUAUAUUCAAAUCAAUCUGUAUUGACAUAUCAAUAACAUUUUUUUGUCCAAAUGCACAGAUUGCCACCUUUGAUAAUAGACGACUCAAGUACGCUAGUCUUAAAAUAAUCAAAUGUACAAGAUGGAUGGGGAAAAAAACGCGCAUAGCUCCAUUGUUAUGAGAAGAGCAAAGGCCAGUUUCGUAAAUUGGGUUGUUAUAAUAAAAAAACAAUUGUAAAGUGAAUAGACGAUUUCAAUUCUUAUUCAUUACUAGCUGACCCGGCAGACUUCGUAGUGCCUCAAUCGAUAAAUAAAAGACCUAAGCUUUUGUAUAAAAUAAACUUAAAACAAACAAAACGAAUCCGACAGGGGACACAUUUUUUUUUUUUUUUUUUUUUAUUGCUUAGAUGUGUGGACGAGCUCAUAGUCCACCUGGUGUUAAGUGGUUACUGGAGCCCAUAGACAUCUACAACGUAAAUGCGCCACCCACCUUGAGAUAUAAGUUCUAAGGUCUCAUGUUUUAGUUACAACGGCUACCCCACCCUUCAAACCGAAACGCAUUACUGCUUCACGGCAGAAAUAGGCAGAGCGGUGGUACCCACCCGCGCGGACUCACCAGAGGUCCUACCACCAGUAAUUACGCAAAUUAUAAUUUUGCGGGUUUGAUUUUUAUUACACGAUGUUAUUCCUUCACCGUGGAAGUCAAUCGUGAACAUUUGUUGAGUACGUAUUUCAUUAGAAAAAUUGGUACCCGCCUGAGAUUCGAACACCGGUGCAUCGCUCAGCACGAAUGCAUCGGAGGUCUUAUCCGUUAGGCCACGACGACUUCAUCACAAGUCACACAUCAAAGGAAAAACAAAAUUUUCAUAUUUAUCUACCUUUUAAACCUUCUCUGGACUUCCACAAAUAAUUUAAAACCAAAAUUAGCCAAAUCGGUCCAGCCGUUGUCGAGUUUUAGCGAGACUAACGAACAGCAAUUCGUUUUUAUAUAUAGAGAUAACAACAUCACAUGUACAAAUGCGCAUGCUUAAAUUAAGCAUACUAAACAUACUAAAACUCAUCAUUUAUUAUAUCGAAUCUAGAAAAAUAACAAUCAAAACCAGUGAAAUCGAACCUAAAAUGUUUUCUACAGAACUACAGACAGCUAAGACAAUAGAUUUUACGCCCGUACAAACGAAAUAAGAUAAUAUAGAGGACCCCAAAUAUGUAAUACUUAACAUAAACUUAAUAAUAACGAUAAAAACAUACACAUAAAAAUGAACUAGUAAAAUAGAAAAAGUUAUAUUUGGUAUAAUUUAUUUCUAUUCUUGUAACAUUCCAUUCCCAUGACAUCAUUAAAAAGUGCAGCUAUCUUUUAUUAUUUUUGGGAGAAUUCACGGAAAGUAUUUUGUUUUUGAAAAUAUAUUUGGCCCUCCUGAUUUUGUAGUAAACUGUAUUAGCCUGCAAAGGUAUGUAGUUUGGACAUCCCUGAAUGAGAUAUAAAAUUAAAAUGGUGGUCCGAAAGGAUUGCGCUAAACACUAAAAUGGCUUAUUACUUUGUUUAUAUAACAUUUGACUUGAUUAUUUACGGCCUAGUACAAGCGAAUUAAACACGAUGUAAGCUUUUAAGCGCUUAUUAAUAAAGACGGUUCUAUCACCGUCAUCAUCAUGUUGAAAAAUGAAGAAAACCACAAUACUACAGAUCGAAAAAGAAGUUUCACUUCAUUCACGUGCACCAAGUUUUUUUUUAAUUAUAACUUUACUACCGUUUCAGCUUUCAAUUAUCUUUAGCCGCGUCAAUUAACACUAAGAUUCUGUCUUUGAUAGAAUUCAAAAUUAAUAUAUACUAGAGGUCCCGCAGUAGUCGAAAUUCGACUAUAAUUAAUUGGAAUUGUAAGUUUGUACACUAUUAUGAUGGUGUUUUAUACUUCUAUAAUCACAAAUUUCGCCACUAUAAAACAUUUUAACAAAGACAAACAAUAUUUAAUCUAUUCUCAAUUUGACAACAGACGUCAAGAACAAAAGUUUGACAAUAAAUAGUAUGCAUGCGUGUGUGCGUCAAAUACAUGGUAUGUAGUGUGUGUAAUGUUUUCUUUAUUGAUUUAAUGUAUCUUUUAUGCAUUAUUUUAAAAAAAUAUUAGCAUUGUGCACUUCUUCUCUAUUCUCUAUAAGUGUGCAAAAUUUCAUAGUCCUCCGUCCGCGCAAUUUUCGUAAAAAGGGAUACAAAGUUUUUGCUUCACGUAAUAAUAUAUAGAUGUUUUAAAUUAUAUCUACAAAAACAAGCAAUAGUUCUCGUCACUGUUUAGCGGACGUGCGAAUCUAAUCUAUUCGGUCAAUUGUCGUCACAAGUCACAAGUCAAUCAAGUAUAGGUAGGUAGGUACCACCGCCCCGCCUAUUUCCGCCGUGAAGCAGUAAUGCGUUUCGGUUUGAAGAGUGGGGCAGCCGUUGUAACUAUACUGAGAUCUUAUAUCUCAAGGUGGGUGGCGCAUUUACGUUGUAGAUGUCUAUGGGCUCCAGUAACCAUUUAACCCCAGGUGAGUUAUGAGCUCCUACACCCAUCUAAGCAAUAAAUCAAUAAAAAGUAUAUAAAAAGAUCAUUACGAUUAUAUAGCUACGUCUGAAAUCAUAUUUACUAAUGCAGAACUACCGUUAACUCAACAACAAGCUCGUCUUGAAUGAUUGUAUAUUAAUUUUACUUUCGUAAUUAUUAAUAAUAGGUUUAUUUUUUAAAAAGAGCAAUAAAUAUUAAUUUUUCUAAGAAAA